AUGCCACGAACCCCCCAAUUUGCAUCCACGCCGCGCUUUCUCCUCUCCCAACGCGGUCCCCCUCCAUCCUCAUCCUUCUCCGCAUCCCGCCCUCCUCACCCCGAGGCCAUCGACGAAGAUGGUUCCCCGCAGAACACGCCCCUCGCGAAACGCGUCCGCGGUCGUCUAGAUCUGGCGACACCGGGAUCGGCAACGAGGCAGCCAGGUACUUUGCGCGCCGCCCGCGCAAGGGACGUGAUUGAGGAUUCCGAGGAGGAGAGCGGGCUGUCUGCGGGAGAAGUCGACUCGGAAUUAGAGGCUGAGUAUGGGGCGCUGUUUGGGGAGACGAGAUCGAGAUCGAAAGCGAAGAGGAGACGGGUGGAUGAGGUGGAGAGGGAGAAUGACGAAGAAGAAGAAGAAGAAGAAGGACGGAAUAAGAGCAAUGAUGCAGACGACUACGGCUACGAGCAACAAAGCAAUGAGAACUCCCACGACAUUGACAUUACCAAUGGCAAUGAACCCGAACCCGAACCCGAGCAUACCCAAGGCAAUCAAAACCAAAACGACGACCUAGACCCAAACCCAUACUCAGACGAAAACAUCCCCUCUUCACCACUCAAACCGCCAUCAACGCCAUACCCAAGUUCCCACCGUCCACGCUUCCUUCUCUCCGCGUCAUCGCAACUGCAUACGCCUUCGCAGACACACUCCCCUCUCUAUCCCCCAUCCUAUACAAAACCGCAAACAUCCACCAACCCUUCAGAAAUGACCCCCGCUGCCCCGCCAUCCACAACAACAGCAAUAGAUUCAACAAUGGCACCACCGCCGUCAACCCGCCGAAAACCAACCUUCGUUCUCCCACGAUCUCCGUCCCCCGAUACGGCUGCCGAUGAGUUUCCAUCGCUGUUCUCGCCGUCCCGGACGCAGCGCCGAAGAGGGCGACAGAGAGGUUCGGGACAGGGGUAUGUGGCCGGGGGAAUGGCGGAGCAGGUGAGAGGGUGGGUGCUGGAGAUGGGUGUUAAGAGCAAUUAUCGCUCUGGGCAUGGGAACCGAGAUGACCGUGGGGAUAGUGAGCGAGGGAGUCUGGAUGGGCAGAAGUAUGCGUUUGUCCUUCGUGCGAUUGAGGUCGAGAGGUCUGUGAUGGGGAGUUGUGGGGAAUUGGUGUUUGUGAGAGGAGUGGAUGGUAAGGAAGUAGGAGGUGGGGAUGAGGAUCGAGAUGCUGGUGAUAGGGUGGUGAGGAAUGUGAUUUUGAUGGGCGAGCCUCAGUCACGGAAUUUGAAUCCGGAGGUGAACGAAGGGGAUGAGGUCAUGUAUCUUCAACAGGGAGAUCUUGUUGGUGUGUGUCAAGGGCUGGUUUGGGAUGUUGAGUUAGAUGCCAUGGGGGAGUCGAUGUCCGGGGAGAGGGAGAAGUGGUCGGUUUGUAUGGAGUGGGAUGUGUUGUGA
This is a messenger RNA of Aspergillus affinis, 1422 nucleotides long. RefSeq lists its product as uncharacterized. The coding region runs from base 1 to 1422 and encodes 473 amino acids. The transcript has a single exon. Lineage: Eukaryota; Fungi; Ascomycota; Eurotiomycetes; Eurotiales; Aspergillaceae. The record is from RefSeq and is a predicted model, not a curated record.